This is a messenger RNA of Camelina sativa (false flax), 503 nucleotides long. RefSeq lists its product as uncharacterized. NCBI's taxonomy places the organism in Eukaryota, Viridiplantae, Streptophyta, Magnoliopsida, Brassicales, Brassicaceae. The record is from RefSeq and is a predicted model, not a curated record.
ACAAAAACCCUUCGUCGACAGAAGAAGAGAAAAAAAACCCUAGAAAGUAGAAACGAACGACGAUCAAAAAGAUGACGCAGAAGAGCAAUCAGUUCAAGGGCCAACAGAAGAGGAAAGCUAUUGCUCCUAAUCGCCAUGGCAAAUCCAUUCAAACUCGCAAAGGGAAGAGAAAUGUGAAACCAUCAAAAAUGACAAAAGAGAUGGACACUGAUCGGGAGCUUACCAAAUUCAUAAACCAUUGCAAUGAAGUGAAAGCAGCUAAUGCAGCUUGCAAAGAAGGUGGUCAACUUAAUAUCAUCAAAGCUGAAUCUCAAGCUGAGCCAUCCAAGAAAUCCUCCAAAUAGACAAAUCAAAACAACAAAUCGCUUUUCUUGUGUCUUCUUUUUGUUUCAAAUUUUUGUAAUCCUAAAUGCUAUAUGUUACCACCAGUUUUGUCUCAUACAAACAACGCAAUGUUUUCUGAUUUUCACCUAGAUAUUGAACUUCCAUACACUUAUGAAUUU